Molecule: messenger RNA, 920 nt
Organism: Saprolegnia diclina VS20
Lineage: Eukaryota; Oomycota; Saprolegniomycetes; Saprolegniales; Saprolegniaceae
Exons: 1
Coding region: 34-666 (210 amino acids)
Source: RefSeq, a predicted model, not a curated record
GCUGAAUCGGAGAAAGAGGAAUGAUGGGCGGGCAUGUUGUUGUUUAACAGCAAAACCAGCACACUCACUUUUCAAACCGCAACCAUGACGACGCACCACCUCCUUUUAACGCUGCUGCUGCUUCUCACCACAGCCUGCCACGCGGCUACAAGCUCGCCGACACCGAUGCCGACUCUCUCGGCCUGCCAAGAGUGUGCCAACACUGGUCGGUGCCUCACCGCCGGCUCGGUCGGCGACGCUGGCAAAUACUGCGGCAUCUUCUUUCUCAACACAACAGCAAAGGCGUCGGGGCCGUGUUGCUGCUCCGUCGCGCAGAUUUGCCCACCACCUGGCCAAGACACGGCAUGUGCGUGCGCCAGCGUCAAGUCGGCCGCGCCCUACGUGCCAUCGUACGACUACAGCUGGGUCUACAUCCUUGUGUCGUCGGUGGCGCCAUUCCUCCUCUUUUUCCCUGGCUUAUGGAUUUGGAACGCAGUCGACUCGUGCAUUUCUCGGUGCCGGGAGCGCCGGGAGAAGCAAAAGCGUCAAAAGGCCGCUCGUCAGCGCGAGGCCGACGUACAAGCUGCGCGGGAACGUCGGGAAGCGGCUGCUCGGCAACUCGUGAUCGUCACCAAGGUGCCCGCCACGCACUACGUCGCGUAUGCAACGCCCGUGUAUCCGAAAUAAGAGGUUGACGCCUUGUGUGUAUUCCUUGCAUAGUACCAUUCGCUAUGUACCUCAACCCCAGUACUUCCUAACAGUUUUGCCAUGUUCGGUCUCCCGCUUUGUUCAUGGGUUGACAACGUGGCGUCACUUGGUCAAGAUUCAAUCGCUCUUCAAUUGAAUCUUAUACAAUCGCUGGCACCAGAUGCUGCCACGUAAAGAAAGAAUGAUGGUCUCGUGCAUCCCACACCGGCGCACCAUGCAGCCGCGCACAACGG